Theobroma cacao (cacao) is the source of this 471-nucleotide messenger RNA. Its product is annotated as phytosulfokines-like. Gene Ontology annotation, biological process: cell population proliferation. Gene Ontology annotation, cellular component: extracellular region. The record is from RefSeq and is a predicted model, not a curated record. Gene Ontology annotation, molecular function: growth factor activity. Lineage: Eukaryota; Viridiplantae; Streptophyta; Magnoliopsida; Malvales; Malvaceae.
CUCUUUGUACCUUUAACCAGCACUUCUGAAAAUUCUCUCCCGAAGCCAAAAAGAUGUCCAACCUACGCAGCCUUUUCAUCGCUGCCCUUCUCAUCAAUUUUACGCUAAGCUAUGCUGCUCGGCCAGAGCCUGCUUUACCCUUAACCCAUCACGAGGGAGUUGAGGCAGAGAAAGUUGAGAUUGAUGAGAACUGUGAAGGAGUUGGCAAAGAGGAGUGCUUGAUGAGAAGAACCCUUGCUGCUCAUGUAGAUUAUAUUUAUACUCAGAAUCAGAAGCCCUGAAGUUGAUCACUUGUUGUAGGAGAAAAUAAUUACUGUUACAAUUGCAGCAUCAAGCCAUAAAUAAAACAUAUUUCAGUUCAUGUUGGCAUGAUUAUUGUAUAGAUAGAUGGCUUAGCUGGUUUUGUUUCACAGUCUGGAUGUUUUAGUAGUGAUCUUAAUGGAUAAUUACAAAAGAAAUUAUUCAGUGUUA